AGCUUUCUAGUCGGACGUAUUUUGUAGUAACACCCUUUCAAAAUGACUUCCAAAACAGACACAACAUGCAAAAUAUUUUCUUUUCAAGACUACAAAUCCUCUCCCGAUCCGAUUUUCGAGAUUUCUGCCGAAUGUUUACAACCAUCACCAGUUCCGAUAAUAAUAGAUAACGGCUCUUUUCAAACAAGGGCCGGUUGGGCAUGCAAAGGGAACGAACUAGGCGCACCGCGCCUUCUGUUCAAGUCCGUGGCGGCGAGGAGCAGAGGGGCAGCGCGAAGUGAAACCCAAAUCGGCAAUGACAUUUCUAACCUCGAGCCUGUGCGAUGGCUCCUGAAAAGCCAGUUUGACCGAAAUGUGGUUGUAAACUUCGAGAUACAGGAACUGAUGUUCGAUUACAUAUUCAGCCACCUCGGAGUUGUGACUGAGGGCAGUGUUGAACAUCCUAUAGUGCUCACAGAGGCGCCCUGCAACCCGCUCCACAGUCGCCAGAUGAUGUCAGAGCUGCUCUUUGAGUGCUACAGAGUUCCUCAUGUGUCCUAUGGCGUAGACUGCCUGUACAGCCUCUACUACAACAAUGCUCUCAGCAACCUCACACACCAAAACACCGGCAUUGUCCUCUCCUCUGGCUACCACUGCUCUCACAUCCUACCCGUUAUCAAUGGAAGGCUGGAUGCAGGGAACUGUAAGCGUGUGAACGUGGGCGGGAGCCAGGCGGCCUCGUAUCUCCAGCGUCUGCUCCAGCUGAAGUACCCUGGUCACCUGGCUGCCGUCACCCUCAGCCGAAUGGAGGAGCUGCUCCACGAACACAGCUACACAGCCACAGACUACCACCAAGAGCUGGAGAAGUGGCGCAGUGUAGAGUUCUAUGAGCAGGAGGUGCACCGCAUGCAGCUGCCCUUCUCUGCCAAGGGGCUGGGCGGCGUGGUGAGUGUGGAGGAGAGGCAGGAGAGACGCACCCAGCAGCUGCGCAGGCUACAGGAGAUCAACGCCCGGCGCAGGGAGGAGAAGCUACAGCAGGACCAAGAGCGGUUGGAUAAACUACUGACAGUGCAGGAGCUGUUGGAGGACGGCUACCUGGAGCAGUUCCAUAAGAACCUGGUACAGCUGAAUAUGGACUCUGCUGAGGAGCUGCAGUCCUACAUCAACAAGCUGAGCCUGGUGGUGGAGCAGGGCAGGCAGCGGCUCUUACAGGCCUCAGAAAUGGAGCAGCCAAUGGAUGAAGGGGACGGGGUGACAGAGAUGGAUCCGGACUUCAGUGAGGAAAACACAGAGACAGAAAAGCCUGUGCAGCCGGUGUUUAACAUGGCAGAGUACCAUCAGCUGUUUGUGGGCACGGAGCGCCUGCGAGUCUCAGAGAUCCUCUUCCAGCCGUCGCUGAUAGGAGAAGACCAGAUGGGCAUGAUGGAGACGCUGCAGUAUGUCUUAGCCGGGUAUACUCCUGAGCAGCAGGAGGCACUGGCCCGUAAUGUGUUCCUGACGGGAGGGAACCUACAGUAUCCAGGUAUGAAGGAGAGGAUAGAGAGAGAGCUGCUGGCCAUGAGGCCCUUCCAGUCGCACUUCCAGGUGAUGAUGGCGUCGAGGCCUGCGGUGGAUGCCUGGUACGGGGCUCGGGACUGGGCCUUGGAGCACCCCCCUGGCGGGGCGGGCUGGAUCAGCCGGCAGGACUACGAGGAGAAGGGCGGUGAGUAUCUGAGCGAGCACUGUGCCUCCAACGUCUUCAUCCCCAUGAAGAUCGCCAAACCAGUCCCGCGCCUUGCUGAACCUUUGUUAGUGCCCAUUACCACGAUGACAGCAGCUUCCCCCGACAGUGUUUCAGCCUCUCCAUCAACCUUCACCUUGGCACCGACCCAAACUUGAACUCCUCCACUUUCUCUCAUGAGCACUUAUGGGAAAGAGCAUAACUAGGUGGGUGCAUCUCACUGUAUAUAUCAUGGUGCUGUGCAUUUUGGGAUUUCAAAUUAGCACAGAUGAUGAUGGACCAAUGGACCACUCAUGUUGAAUAGUUACAACUUUAGACCGGUCUGAAGGCAUUGGGCUGUUUGGUUGUGUUAGUCCUUUUUAUACUUCAUCACAUAAAUGAUUUAGUUUUUUUACCUGUGCAGUUUUUAUAAUACAAUCAAGCUAUGUUUCAGAUUCAGUCAAGGAUAUGUUGUCAACCAAACACCUAGAUACCACAAGCUGGCAUUUUCUGUCAAAUAUUACAAUAAAAACAUACUUUUUGUAUAAGA
Oncorhynchus kisutch (coho salmon) is the source of this 2228-nucleotide messenger RNA. It is a transcript of the gene actr5, whose product is annotated as actin related protein 5. The record is from RefSeq and is a predicted model, not a curated record. The transcript is spliced from 9 exons. Bases 43 to 1857 code for a protein of 604 amino acids. NCBI's taxonomy places the organism in Eukaryota, Metazoa, Chordata, Actinopteri, Salmoniformes, Salmonidae.